ACAAUAAAAAAUCAAACUCUUGGGACUUCCGGGCGGCUCCGGACCGCCAUGGCCUUUACCCUGUAUUCACUGCUGCAGGCAGCCCUGCUGUGCGUUAACGCCAUCGCUGUGCUGCACGAAGAGCGAUUCCUCAAGAACAUUGGCUGGGGAACAGACCAGGGAAUUGGUGGAUUCGGAGAGGAGCCGGGAAUUAAAUCACAGCUAAUGAACCUUAUUCGAUCUGUAAGAACCGUGAUGAGAGUGCCAUUGAUAAUAGUAAACUCAAUUGCAAUUGUGUUACUUUUAUUAUUUGGUUGAAUGUCAGAGGAAGAAAUGGAGACUCAGAAGAAGACAUGCCAGUAGAAGUUAUUACUUCGGUCAUUAUUGGAAUAUUUAUAUCACUAGCUCACCUUGCACUUGUCAAAAAUGUAAAGCUGAAAAUAAAACCAGAGUUUCUAUUUAUCUGGUUUUUUUUUUUUUUUUCAACGUUGCAGUUAUGGUUUCAUUACCAAAAGAUCAGCUCAUGAGAGGCAGUAACUCUCCAGGACUGGAAUAUCUGAUUGCUCACUGUUAAUAGUAGUUCAUGCUGUGGUGAGAUUGUUAAAAGAGUGCAAGACCAUUGCUUCUUUUUUUUUUUUUUUUAAGAUAUUUUUCUAUCUCUCACUUCUCAGGGAUGAAUUUUGUUUUCAAAGUUUUGAAGUUCCUUGCAACUUAGCUAGGAUGUGAGUGGUUAUUCCAAGAUAAAAUUUAAAAUAUUUUUUAAAAGUAAUUACUGCACAUAAAAUGAAAAAUAGGUAAUUUGAAUAAUUUUAUUUUAAACUCCUUGGUUAUUUUGUCUAUAUGUUGUCUCACCUAUAAAUUCAAAUUUAUAGAUACUAUUGAGUAUUAAUACUCUCUGAUUUCAGGGAGAAUUCUGUUAGUUAGUCACAUGAUGAUUAUGUUUUUGUUUAACAUUCUUUCCAUGCAUUUGUUAUUUUAUUAAUUGGCCUGAAUGAUGAGACAAGACCACUAUCUACAGAUUUUCAUUGUCAGAAAAAUCUAUAAGUCUGCCCUUUUUACAGUGCUUUUUUAUUUAUGCUUUAAAAAAAAAAAAAAA
Cebus imitator (Panamanian white-faced capuchin) is the source of this 1075-nucleotide messenger RNA. RefSeq names its product immediate early response 3-interacting protein 1. Lineage: Eukaryota; Metazoa; Chordata; Mammalia; Primates; Cebidae. The record is from RefSeq and is a predicted model, not a curated record. Gene Ontology annotation, biological process: endoplasmic reticulum to Golgi vesicle-mediated transport. Bases 49 to 297 code for a protein of 82 amino acids. Gene Ontology annotation, cellular component: Golgi membrane; COPII-coated ER to Golgi transport vesicle; endoplasmic reticulum membrane. The transcript has a single exon.